GGCAUGAAACAGAAUUUUAUACAAACUAAUUUGACUUAGUAGUUAACCUUCUUUUGAAUAUGUAAACUAGAAAUAUUUGACUCUGGUUAACCUAGAUACAAUAAAUCACAAUCUUGAAAGAGCACUAUACAAUAUUUCAUAGUAUGUAUGGCAGAGAGGUAAAAGUUUUCACGGAGGUGAGACUAUGGCCUGAGAUUACAGCAAGGACACUUGACAGCCGUUAAUGCAUUACAAAAGUGACAGUCAAACUAAACCAUUUUCUUCCAGUGAUAUAGCGGUAUGUCUGCGGAUACCCGUGGUAGGCAGGGCUUUGUGCUUAAUAACAAACAACAACAACUAAACCAUUUUAUUAGUAUGGUCCAUAAGGUCGCUUUGGGUGAUAUAUCAUCAGCUCAAAAUUAGGGUUUUGCUAACCCUCUUGUAUCUUGGCGCGAAUAUAAGAAACAAAGAUUGAAAAAUUCUGUUAAAAAAAAGUUCAAGUAAGACCAUGUCUUUAUUGGACAUUUACUAUUCUGACAAAACUAACACUGGGGAGACCGAGUGGACAGCACAGCAUAAUGAUUUAUUUAUCUUAUUUUUAUAAUAAUUGAAUCUCGUUUUACGUCUAAUGAAGUACAAAUAUCUUUCUGAAGAAGAGAAAUUUAAUGCUAUAUUGUUACCUUAGGAUAAUUAUGUUAAACUAUAUUAUAUGAUGGAUAUACAGUACGUUGUUUUUAGUUGCUUUUUUAUUUUAGCUUUGAAAAAAAUCAGUAUCGUUUUUUUCUUCCUGUAACGUGCAUAAUACUAUUUAUUUACAAAUUGACUCUGGCCUUGCAUUUCUAUACGAUGUUAAAAUGUCAAGAACUCCUGCUUUGAAAUUAAAAUUUCUAAGGGUCUGAAAUUGUAUUCCACUUGUAUGACUGCAGUUCUUUUUAACUAAUACGUUUAGUUACUUAGCAUUGCGUUCACUCAUAAAGGUUCUUAAAUGAAAAUAUUAAAUGAAACAUGAACUUACAGUGUUACUGUUGAGAAGAGCCAAAAAUUGUCUCUAGAACGUUCGCGUAAUGUUGGUUUAGAUAUUGAACUUUCUAGGUUGCGCUAUGAUAACUCAGAUUGCGCAAUACUGGAAGAGCAGAAGUUACGUAAACGUUUCUCGAAUGUUCUCCUAAUGGUAUGGUUGAUUUCUAGAAGUAGGUAGAGGGCCUACCACAACCUAUAUAAGAGAUCUCGACAGGAAUUAAGUUAGAAGUUUUAGAUCGUGACACCGGCGUAUAAAUUUGAGUAAGAAAAAAAUCUACAUUCUUUCAAGUUAAGGUAGUUUUUAUGGCUUUUUCGCGUAGCUUAGUACCUGUAUUGCUUGGUCAAGACUGGUGGGACGCCUGGGAUUUUCCUAGUCGUAUCGCAGAUCAGCAUUUCGGGCUUGGGAUUCAUGACAGUGAUAUUUUAACACCAACUUUGUAUCAUGGCUACUAUGUACGGCCCCGGCGUCAAGUAAGCCGUAAGGUAGGUAGCGGCCUCUCUCAGGUGAAAAAUGAAGCCGAUAAAUUCCAGCUAUUACUUGAUGUGAGCCAUUUUAAGCCUAACGAAAUAAAUGUGAAAACUGUUGAUAACUGCGUUGUUAUUGAAGGUAAACACGAAGAAAAGCCAGAUGAGCAUGGCUUUAUAUCUCGACAAUUUGUGCGACGUUACAUGUUGCCCAAAGAAGUUGAUCCAGAAACCGUACAAUCUUCCCUGAGUUCGGACGGAAUUUUGACGGUUGAGGCACCUAAGAAAGCCUUGGAGGGUGAGCAGCCAAAUGAACGAGUGGUACAGAUACAAAUGAGCGAUAAACCGGCAGUGAAAGAAGGACAGCAAGAACGGUGAAAAUGUAUGCUAGUGAUGAGCUUCUGAUACUUUUCUUUUUUGCAAAAUGAAACUAUUACUAAACGAUUCACGUGUUAUCUUUAUUACUAGAUUUUUCCGUUGUCCUGUCUCUUAUUUCUGUAUGAUACUGAUAGUUUGUGAUUUCUGUUAACGUUGAUGUAACAAUCAAGAUUUCUUUAAUGAUAAUAAAUAGGUAAUAUCUGUUUA
Molecule: messenger RNA, 2049 nt
Organism: Limulus polyphemus (Atlantic horseshoe crab)
Lineage: Eukaryota; Metazoa; Arthropoda; Merostomata; Xiphosura; Limulidae
Product: protein lethal(2)essential for life-like
Exons: 1
Coding region: 1303-1842 (179 amino acids)
Biological process (GO): protein refolding; response to heat
Molecular function (GO): protein folding chaperone; structural constituent of eye lens
Source: RefSeq, a predicted model, not a curated record